CAACUUGACUGAUAAUUUGAAAUAGUGGUUUCUUUAUCUACAAGACAACAUGGACGGCAUUUUAGAGAGAAUUUAUUUUUAUAUUUAUUAUGUUAUAUUUAUUCUAAAAUUUAAAGUGACUUCUUUCUUCCAAGCAACUGAUUUCUUAUAUCUCUACCCGGUGACUGGCAUUUCGAUAUUUCUCUCUUGGAUUCUGGGAAGUCACAAUUGCUCGUAUGUCUGGAAUAUCUUCCCUUUCUUAGGUUUGAGUUUGUUCCUUAAAGUAAGGAAUUAUGCAAAAGUUCAACAGUUAUUUCAUCACAAUCGCGACGACAGUUUUCAACAAGAAACACUGAAAUGGGUAAAUUUCCUACUAAACAAAUGGUUCGUCUUCUCCUCUGAUUAUUUAAACCAAGUUAUGAAGACAAGCAUUAACACAAGGCUGCAGAAAGCUAAGCUCUCUUACGCUGAGAAUUUAAAAGUCAUUUCCUGUCAUCUGGGAACACAAACUCCUGAACUGACAAAUCUCCGAGUGUCGGAAAUAAAGAAUCCAUAUUUUCAAACGUUUCAUGACCUACGAGGCUUCUCACAUCUGCAACUAGUACAAUUCCUACCUUCUUAUCAGGUUAAAGUUGAGGCAGCAGUAACUCUGAACUCAAAGGACUUAAAACUAAAACUACACGGACACUUUCUGACAUCAUUCUUCGACAUGGAUACUGACGUGCUAUUGGAAGGACUUUCUUUACACGGCAACAUUCAGAUCAUUCUCAGCUUAUCCAAAGAAAUCCCAUUCCCACAUAUCUCGAAAGCAACUUUUUGCUUUACAGAAAGACCAAAACUUAAUUUUAAUGUCUAUAUUUGGACGUACUUGAACUUGAUGAAGAUGCCCUUUAUUAGCUCGGAAAUACACAAUAGUCUUAUGGCAGAGCUAAGUCGACAAGUGAUCUCCCCUGCAAGCCUUGACAUUGACUUGGGAUCUUUCUUGAGUUAACAACUUAGCAAUACUUUAAACUUAACAAGUUGAUAGUUUUGUGUGUCCUUAAGUGAAUUCAUAAGACGAUGUUGGGUGACAUUGUGAUCAAGAUUAAUGCAUUGUUGUAGAGUAGGCAUAAUCCGUAGUCCGUAAAAGGACUAAAAAAACUCUUAAUUAGGUUCACUAUAUAAAAUCUCUGUGGCAUUUUACGUCUGGAGAGACGAUCUUUUCCCUUUGCAACUUUAUGUGUGACUAAAGAGGCCAAUCCUUGAUAGACAGCUGCGAUCGCAGGUCAGGCAUCUGUAAUCACCAGGCGCCGUUGAACUUUUCUUUCUACUACUGUUGUGAAUGGCAUGUGCAGUCCAGGACCCCUUCCUUUAAGGUCGCUCUCCAUGUGGAUCUAUCCAGUGCUCCUUUUUCCCAGCUGCUAGUGUCGAUUUUGAAGAGCUUCAUGUCGCGUUUGCAUACAUAUAAAAUAUUUAUGUUCAUAAUACCACACAAUGAAUGGUAUACAAAAAAUAGUGCAUGAAUAACGUCUGUGUGACUCAUUAGCAAGUUUCUAUAAAGAAAUUAUAGCGUAGCUGAGUUAUUUAUUUUCAGUGUGUCCAGCGUGUCAGAAGGUCAUGUCUAGUGUGUGCGUGUGUUUGUGUGUUUAUAGUACUUCAACAAUGUGAGACGUGCAUGUAUUCGUUCACUGUUGACUGUAGCCUAAUCUUGUUGAAUAAAGCCAAGAUAGUGGU
This is a messenger RNA of Biomphalaria glabrata, 1692 nucleotides long. RefSeq lists its product as uncharacterized. The coding region runs from base 50 to 970 and encodes 306 amino acids. The record is from RefSeq and is a predicted model, not a curated record. The transcript has 8 exons. Gene Ontology annotation, molecular function: lipid binding. Lineage: Eukaryota; Metazoa; Mollusca; Gastropoda; Planorbidae.